AAAAUCAUGGGGAGACCUCCUUGCUGUGACAAGCUGAAUGUGAAAAGAGGGCUUUGGACAGCAGAGGAAGAUGCAAAGAUCCUUGCUUAUGUAUCCAAGCAUGGAACUGGAAACUGGACUGCGCUUCCCAAGAAAGCAGGACUUAGGAGAUGUGGAAAGAGUUGUAGGCUUAGGUGGACUAAUUACUUGAGGCCUGAUCUGAAGCAUGACAGCUUCACACCCCAAGAAGAGGAGCUCAUUGUCAGGCUUCAUGCAGCAAUAGGCAGCAGGUGGUCCAUUAUAGCUCUACAGCUUCCAGGGAGAACAGAUAAUGACGUGAAGAACUACUGGAACACGAAGCUGAGAAAGAAGCUCUCUGAAAUGGGGAUAGACCCCGUUACUCAUAAGCCAUUCUCUCAAAUUCUAGCUGACUAUGGAAAUAUUGGUUGCCUCCCAAAAUAUGGAACCAGAAUUGGGUCUCUCACUAGAGACCUUAAGAAUGCUUUCAUCUCCAAACCUGCGGAGCCAACAGAAGGAAUUAUUACAAACAUCAGCAACCAUUUGGUGCCCCCUAAAUUGGAACCAAUCCAUGAAUGUUUCUUCAACAGUAAAAACACUAUCAGCACUGAUGCUAAUAGCAACCAUUCGUUGGAUCUUCUUGAUCAACUUCAAGCUAUAAAACUGGUGACAGAAGUCUCGAGUUGCUCCAACUGUGAGACCAUCUCAGAUCAUUUCUUUAAAGAAGGCUCAUUGUCAUCAUUAUCAUCAUCAUCGUCUUCUUCUUCUUCCACUUGCUCAACUGCAAACCAAGAAAAAUCAGCAGUAAACUUUAGUUGGCGUGAUUUUCUUCUCGAAGAUGCAUUUCUUCCGAGUGAUCAUCCACAAGAACAAGAGAAUGCGAUGGAGCUUUCAUCCAAGGACUUAACUAACCAAGCACAAAAUGUGAUACCGCAAGGCCAAAUUGGUUGCGAGGUCACUGUGUCUGAAAGAGACAAUGUUGGAGUUGAACGAACAGAAUUGGCAAUUCCCAGCAGUAGCUUCCAAAUCCCAUCUUCCUCUAGUGCUUCAUUCGUGGAAGCCAUGUUACAUCAAGGAAACAAGAAUUUCUUGGAUUUCCCCAACCUAGUAGAGGAACCAUUCUCCUACUAAGUUUAUUACUUCCAAGUCAACAAGUAAAGCAGACCUCGUAAUAAGCUAUAGAUUUUUUUUUUUCAUGAGAUGACAGGGCAUUUUAAUGGGUUCUUGUUUCAAUUUCCAGUGGACAUUACA
Messenger RNA from Manihot esculenta (cassava), 1248 nucleotides. Its product is annotated as transcription factor MYB35. The transcript is spliced from 3 exons. Lineage: Eukaryota; Viridiplantae; Streptophyta; Magnoliopsida; Malpighiales; Euphorbiaceae. The coding region runs from base 7 to 1128 and encodes 373 amino acids. The record is from RefSeq and is a predicted model, not a curated record.